GCAACCACCUAUAUAUACCAGGUGAGGUCCUCAUGAACGUUAAGACUCGUCCGCCAGUCAGCGCUGGUGAACAGGGAGAAUUACCGCUCCUGUUAACUAUCAACGAAUAAGAAGUCAAGCCCUUAGUGCGCUUUCUGUACUACAAAAAUAUGUGUGACGAUGACACCACAGCGCUGGUCUGCGAUAAUGGCUCCGGCCUCUGCAAGGCUGGCUUUGCUGGCGACGACGCUCCCCGGGCUGUGUUCCCCUCCAUCGUCGGCCGACCUCGUCACCAGGGUGUGAUGGUGGGCAUGGGUCAGAAGGAUGCCUACGUCGGCGACGAGGCACAGAGCAAGCGAGGUAUCCUGACUCUCAAGUACCCCAUCGAGCACGGCAUCAUCACCAACUGGGACGACAUGGAAAAGAUCUGGCACCACACCUUCUACAACGAGCUUCGCGUUGCCCCUGAGGAGUCCCCCACACUGCUGACUGAGGCUCCCCUCAACCCCAAGGCCAACCGUGAGAAGAUGACUCAGAUCAUGUUCGAAACCUUCAGCUGCCCCGCCAUGUACGUGGCCAUCCAGGCUGUGCUGUCCCUGUACGCCUCUGGCCGUACUACUGGCAUCGUGCUGGACUCUGGCGAUGGUGUAUCUCACACCGUUCCUAUCUAUGAAGGUUACGCUCUUCCUCACGCCAUCAUGCGUCUUGACUUGGCUGGCCGUGACCUGACAGACUACCUAAUGAAGAUUAUGACAGAGCGUGGCUAUUCCUUCACCACCACAGCAGAGCGGGAGAUCGUUCGAGACGUCAAAGAGAAACUUUGCUACGUUGCCCUUGACUUCGAGAACGAAAUGGCUCAAGCCGCUGCUUCUACAUCACUUGACAAGUCUUAUGAGUUGCCAGACGGUCAGGUGAUCACGAUUGGGAACGAACGUUUUCGUGCUCCAGAGGCUCUCUUCCAGCCUUCCUUCUUGGGUAUGGAAUCUUCAGGUGUUCACGAGACUGUCUAUCAAUCUAUCAUGAAGUGUGACGUGGACAUCAGAAAGGAUCUCUACGCUAAUACCGUUAUGUCUGGCGGCACCACCAUGUAUCCCGGUAUUGCUGACCGCAUGCAGAAGGAAAUAACUUCUUUAGCUCCUUCUACAAUCAAAAUCAAGAUUAUCGCUCCUCCAGAGCGCAAGUACUCAGUCUGGAUUGGCGGCUCCAUCCUGGCUUCGCUGUCCACCUUCCAGGCCAUGUGGAUUUCCAAAGAAGAAUAUGAGGAGUCUGGUCCUGGAAUUGUACAUCGAAAAUGUUUUUAGUUAAUGAAGUUUGCUUUAUUGUAAAUUUCUCUCUUUCACAA
This is a messenger RNA of Scylla paramamosain (green mud crab), 1321 nucleotides long. Its product is annotated as actin, muscle-like. Bases 150 to 1280 code for a protein of 376 amino acids. Gene Ontology annotation, biological process: mitotic cytokinesis. The transcript has 2 exons. The record is from RefSeq and is a predicted model, not a curated record. NCBI's taxonomy places the organism in Eukaryota, Metazoa, Arthropoda, Malacostraca, Decapoda, Portunidae.